GCAGGUCUGAGUCUGUGGUGAAAUCUCUUGGACAAUUCCGGCAAGCAGUCCAGAGCAAACAGCGCAACACACAGGCAAACACACAGGAAUCCGGCAGGCGGUGCAGCGCCCAGCAUCAUGAAACAGAUCGGCGGCGGCAGCAGCAGCAGCAGCUAAGAGAUGGAAGAUAAAAACCCAUCUGGCACCAAGCACAUCUCCAACCCUGGGCGACCGGGGGAUGCUGGUAGAGCAGCGGCGGCGGCGGCAGCAGCAGGAGGCGCAGGGAGUGUGAAUGUGUCCAAGUGCGAGUUGAGUGUGAUCCGGGGCGAUCACAGCCAGUCAGAGCCGCAGGAGACCAUCCAGAGAGCGCUGGACUUCAAGAGCCAGGGCAACCAGUGCUACAAAGAGAAGAAAUUCCGAGAGGCCAUCGGCAAGUACCACCGGGCGCUGCUGGAGAUGAAGGGCUUCUUGGCGGUCAGCGAUCCCGAGUCGUCCUCCGCCCUUCAAGUGCAUCCUGCCUGCGGGAAAACGUCAGCCAGGCUGACCGAGGAAGAGAGGAAGGUGGUGGAGAGCAGCGAGAUUGAGUGUUACAACAGUUUGGCAGCUUGCUUACUACAAGCAGAACUAGUGAAUUAUGAACGAGUGAAGGAAUAUUGUCUCAAAGUCCUCAAAAAGGAAGGGGAUAAUUUCAAGGCCCUGUAUCGCUCUGGUGUAGCUUAUUACCACCUUGGGGAUUACGAUAAAGCUUUACAUUACCUGAAGGAAGCGAGGAACCGAGAGCCAACAGAUACAAAUGUGAUCAGGUACAUCCAACUGGCAGAGAUGAAGCUCAGCAGAUGCUCGCAGAAGGAGAAAGAAGCACUGUAAAAGAAUCUGAUACUCCAGGGCAUGAGGGAACAGUUGGUAUGGUGACUGGUGGGCUUUGCUUCACCAUCAACCUGGAUUGGAUGCUUGCCUGCACAAUACCUGCUCUGGUUUCUCAGCUGAGGAACUACAGGGCCGGAGACCGUUUGAAGUUUGGCAUUUUGUGUAACUGGAACUGGAUUAAAGCAAGCCCCAGGCUGU
Molecule: messenger RNA, 1044 nt
Organism: Carcharodon carcharias (great white shark)
Lineage: Eukaryota; Metazoa; Chordata; Chondrichthyes; Lamniformes; Lamnidae
Product: tetratricopeptide repeat protein 9A
Exons: 3
Coding region: 160-846 (228 amino acids)
Molecular function (GO): protein binding
Source: RefSeq, a predicted model, not a curated record